Synchytrium microbalum is the source of this 1518-nucleotide messenger RNA. RefSeq lists its product as uncharacterized. NCBI's taxonomy places the organism in Eukaryota, Fungi, Chytridiomycota, Chytridiomycetes, Synchytriales, Synchytriaceae. The transcript is spliced from 9 exons. The record is from RefSeq and is a predicted model, not a curated record. Gene Ontology annotation, molecular function: oxidoreductase activity; acyltransferase activity, transferring groups other than amino-acyl groups. The coding region runs from base 1 to 1518 and encodes 505 amino acids.
AUGGCAUCGCCUUACAUCCGCCUAGCCACGAAACAAGAUGAGCCCUUGAUUCUUGAUAUUGCUCAACGUUGCGGCCUUUUCGAUCCACCAGAGGAACUCGUCGACCUGGGCAAAAUCUUGACCGCCUUCCUCAACAAGGAACUGUCUUCCGAUCAUAAAUGGAUUGUCGCCACGGCUACAGAGACUUCGGAGCCUUUAGCGGUGGCCUACUAUGCACUGGACGAAAGCUGGGAGGGCAUCAAUGUGGCCAAAGUGAGAACAAGUACAGAGGUCGCAGAGGCCAAGACCAACGACAGCAGGAAGAUGUGGAAUUUAUAUUUUAUCGCUACGGAUAGUAAUCAUAAACGCAAUGGAUUUGGUAGUGCUCUCAUACGUCACGUCGAGCAAGAAUUAAACGGUAGUGGUGCUUUGGGAUUGAAUAUUGACACAGAGCGAGGGAUUUUGGAGGCGAGGAGAUUUUAUCUUAAUUUGCAAUAUAGUGAAGUCGUGAACGGGGACGAGAAGGGCGAAGAGAGCAAUUUGAACGCCAAGGUGACUUAUCGCUCUACAUUUAUUAUACCAGCGUCUUCAGAUCAGGCUGCAAAUAUCAAGACUGCAAUGACCACAAUGUCAGAUUUCGUCGCAGCCGGAGGUAACUUUAUCGACACUGCUGAUUUCUACGGUGAUGGCGCCGCAGAAAAGAUUAUUGGAGGCUGGUUGAAAACCCAGAAACGAGACGACAUUGUCUUGGCUUCAAAAGCAUUCAACGUUAUGGGCAAGGGUGUGAACGACAACGGGCUUUCUCGCAAGCACUUGACCAAGGCUCUUGAAGGAUCUCUUUCGCGUCUGGGUACAGAUUACAUUGAUUUGUAUCAAUGUCAUUGUUGGGACAAGGGAACUCCCAUUCGAGAAACCCUGCUUACUCUCAAUGAUUUUGUCAGAGCUGGCAAAAUCAGAUACAUUGGAGUAUCCAAUUUCACUGGCCAACAAUUACAAAAGACUGUUGAUUUGGUUGCUUCCAUGGGACUCGAAAAGGUCGUGUCUAUUCAACAGGAAUACUCGUUGUUGGAACGUAACUUUGAAUACGACUUAACUGAAUUGUGUAUUGAGGAAGAGGUUUCGUGUAUUGCUUGGUCGCCUCUUAAAGCUGGCUGGUUGAGUGGAAAAUACACUCGAGCAAAGUUUCAAAUCGCGCCAGGAAGUCGUGCUGAAUAUGCUGCCUCUGACUCUUCUGAAUAUGCUGGAAUUGCAAACGAAAAGACUUUUGCUCUCAUAGAUGAAGUCACGGCCAUUGCCAAGGAAGUAGGCAAAUCAGCAACAGCAGUUUCAGUUCGAUGGUUACUACAAAGGCCGGGUGUUGCAGCUGCUAUCAUCGGUGCACGAAACCCUGAACAGUUGAAGGGCAAUUUGGAAGCAACAACCUUCCAAUUGACUGCAGCUCAAAUGGAACGACUCGACUCCGUGUCAGCCGUGCCAUUAAACUACCCAUGGAGAUUUAUCGGUGAUGCCACGCCAAACAAGACUCGUGCCAGAUACUAA